Marchantia polymorpha subsp. ruderalis is the source of this 3007-nucleotide messenger RNA. The record is from the annotation of a GenBank genome assembly. Lineage: Eukaryota; Viridiplantae; Streptophyta; Marchantiopsida; Marchantiales; Marchantiaceae.
GGGGUCGGGGUCGGGACCAGAGCAGCGUGGAGGGGAGCGAGGAGGAGCGAGAGGUGGAGGAGAGGAAUGUGGGAGCAGUCGAUGAGGAGGGCCGGAGUUAAUGUUCGCCAUUUGUGCCGCCGGGGGAGAUCUUGACAGAAAGAAAGGAAGAAAAGCUUCGAGGGAGGAGUGGGCAUUGUAUAAUCGAUCUUGGUCGGCUGGUCCGAUCUUUGGAUUAGUGCGUAAGUUGCCUUUUGUUGUAGCCCCACGGCCCCGUCCCUUCUGGUUACAAUUGUCUUUCCUGUUUCUUGAUUAUUCUGUCCGCCCGGAAAUCGGUCCUGCAAUUUUUCUGUUCUCGUGCGGCGUCAGUUUUGGGAGCUGAGUUCGGUUGGUGCCGAAGACAUUUAUAUAAGGAGUCCGUGCCUGAGUGGAAGCAAUGGCAAUUUGUCUGGGAGACAGUUGCAGAUCAUCGAUCUACAGUUCGAGCGAGCUCUGAGAGACAGACGGCGGGUCGGGAUUGUGUGCUUGGACAGUGUUUGCAGAGUCGCGGUGGUACUGGAUCCCCCGACUCGUCAGCAAUUUGGCUGGCUUCCGGGGUCUUGCUCUCUGCCACGCAAGUCAUUAACAUCUGCUGCACUACUCUGAUGAGCUCAUUCGUUGUACGAUAGGCAUUCCCUGUGACUGGCAAUCACUAUUGCCGAUGGAUGCUGCCGCCUUCGUCCUUUGAUCGCUCACCGAAGCGAAUGAUAUCUUUAAGAAAACUGGCUCUAUGGACUGACGCGGAAGACGAAGAUCCCUUGUUUCACUCAAUGGAAGGAUUCAAUAUGUCUUGAGCAAACGAAUGCAGGGGAAUGGGAGACCCGGUAAUCCAGGGAUGAGAGCAGGGUUAAGCAUCAAGACCUGAUUGAGGAUGGGAGCUGUCUAGAUUUCAAGCAGGUGAUAUCUGCGACGCCCAGUCCACUCUGAGUACCAGACAGCGGUGACUGACGAUCUGGAUAGAUUCUGGCUGUACAUUCUGCAGUGCAAAAGCAGGGCAGUGAUCUGUGUGACGUUCUUCAUGUACUCAGCGAUUUUACGAGUGCCAUCGUUCUCCGGACAUCGAUUGAGGCCAUUUGGUGGAGCAAAAUCCAACAGAUGAUGGGACAGAGCUAAACACGUAUUCUUGUGUUUGAAGUCAGUCAUCUACGAACGGGUUUUAUUCGGGCCGUCAAUCUUGGCCGGUUGCGGCGUACAUUGACUUCACCUCAAAGUCGAGCAAUUAUCUUGGAGAAUUUGCCCACCAUCGGAGCAGAACCUUUGUCACUCUAAGAUGACAAUGGCCCCUAGGAGUGUAAGUUGGAACCCACUCUCAGGUUCCGAGAGUCAAGAUGAAGCUAAGCUGACAGUAGACGACGGGACCAAGGGCUUGAACGGAACGAUUAAUGGGACCAUGAACGGCACCAUCAAUGGACCAAUUUCACAGACGUCUCCAGUCAACGGUGGUAUCCGUCGAGCUCACAGCAAUAGGACGUUAGGUCGUCCAGGAAACUUGAGCGAUGACGAUGUGGAAUUGGGAGGGGAACGAGAUACCUUGCUACCACGAGAGAAACCUUCCGUCCGAGAACAGCAUCCGUUGUUGAAAUCUCGCAACCAGUCACUCAUAUCAGGCGUCGCCUACUGCCUCUCAUCGUGCAGCAUGAUCUUGCUCAACAAGGUUGUUUUAUCGGGAUACAACCUCAAUGCAGGAAUUUCCUUGAUGUUUUAUCAGAAUCUGAUCAGUGUUUUGGUAGUAUAUCUUCUCAAUGGGUUGGGGCUAAUAGUCACUGAGCCAAUCACCUGGAGACUAGUGAAAGUCUGGCUCCCAGUGAAUUUUCUCUUCGUUGGUAUGCUUGUGUCAAGUAUCUUCAGUUUGCGACUCAUGAACGUAGCGAUGGUGACAAUUUUGAAAAACGUUACCAACCUUAUCACUGCAGUGGGUGAAAUUUACUUUUUCAACAAGCAUCAUAACAGCAAGGUUUGGCUUUCACUUAUUGUGAUGGUCCUUUCCGCUGUGAGUGGAGGAGUCACUGAUCUGUCUUUCCAUGGAAAGGGAUAUACUUACCAGAUUAUCAACUGCUUUUGUACAGCAGCCUACUCGUUGAGGCUAAGGAAGGUGAUGGAUCUGGCAAAGAAGAAAACAAACUCGGGAACACUUAAUGAGUUUUCGAUGGUGUUGCUAAACAAUCUGCUCUCUCUCCCAUUGGGCCUUAUCCUCAUUUGCGCUUUUGAAACUCAAACUCUGUUCAACUCACCUGCCCUCAAGAUUCCAAUGUUCUGGGUUGUGAUGACAUUAAGUGGGCUCCUUGGACUCGCCAUCAGCUUCACAUCCAUGUGGUUCAUGCAUCAGACUUCACCUACUACUCACAGCUUAGUGGGUUCUUUAAAUAAGAUUCCACUUUCUCUUGCGGGUAUCGUUCUCUUCAGAGUUCCAACCAGCUUUGCAAACCUUAUCAGCAUCUUCUUUGGUCUCUUUGCUGGAGUUCUUUUUGCCCGGGCGAAAAUGUCCUCGUAACAGGAUAGGCGCCCCGAAUGUAUAUUGUUACAAUAUCUGAGUAGCACAUUCUUUGCUGUUCAUUAGCAGGGGUCAACUAGUCACGAGUUAGAACAUUCUGAGAUUAGGUCCUCAUUCAUUUUUUGACACUGCAACCUUAUGGUUGUUGUGGGGUCCUCAAUAAGGCAAAACCCCUUCUUAAUUUGAUAGAUCACGUCUUGUGUGUGGCCUUGUCGGUCAUGCACAGCGGAAGCCAUGUUCCCUGGUUGAGUCGUGUAGGUGUAGAAGACCCAUGAAGGUCGUAGGAUUGCUCACACUGGUGAAGCCUAGACAAAUUUAUGUGUCGCAGCCCACUGAAUUGUGCGGCACAGGUGCUGUAAUUUAUUAAAGCUGAGCAAAUAUUGAGACCAAUGCCAGUCUGGUCUCUUUCAUCAGUAACUGACUGGGAAUAGCAUUGUAGCCUUGUUCUACAAAAGUGACGACGCCUUGGGUCGAACUCUAUUCUACUGUCAGCACCUC